ACUGCAGAGGGUGCUGCAUUCUGUGUUAUUAUAGAUAGAGUGUUCUGCUAGCUUUCGUUUCUAAUUAAUAACGUUACAAAUUUAGUUAUUAAAAUGAUAAAAUCCACCUUGCAAUUGGCGAUACGUCCCCUUGCAAGGACAGUGAUUUCACCUGUUAAAAAGUCUACUGUAUUGCCAUGUAUUCAGUUGAUUGACAUUCGAAAUAUUCAUAUAACCUCAAAUGCAUCGAAGGAACUUCGUCAAGGAAAAGAGAAACUCAGAGUUAAGCCCGAAAAACCAUAUGUUGCUGAAGGAGAAGGAGUAACUAAUAUUUCUCUUAUCUCUGAUUCGGUAGACACCUUAUUUCCUGAUAUUUCUACACCAAAUAAGAUUUUUGAUGAUGUACCAUAUAAUAAGUUGCAUAUUAUUAAUAUAAAGGCAACAAAGAAUAAUACGAUAAUGACUCUCACUGAUCACAGAGGACAGGUAAUUAUAACACACAGCGCUGGUGUUGAAGGUUUUAAAAAUACAAGGAAGGGUACUAAUGUUGCCGCACAGCAAACUGCUAAUGUACUUGGGCUGCGUGGCAUUGAAAAAGGAAUUAAAACAGUCAGAGUAAGAAUACAAGGACUUGGGCCUGGUAGGGCGGGUGCUUUGAAAGGUCUUCAGCUUUCAGGAAUGAAUGUUGUUUCUCUCACUGAUGAUACUAGGGUAUCAUGGAAUCCUCCAAGACCAAGGAAACAAAGAAGGAUAUAAUUCAUAGAAUGUAUCAUCAGAUUUUCAAUAAAUUCGUUUAUAUUGAA
This is a messenger RNA of Osmia bicornis bicornis, 782 nucleotides long. RefSeq names its product 30S ribosomal protein S11 (gene mRpS11). Lineage: Eukaryota; Metazoa; Arthropoda; Insecta; Hymenoptera; Megachilidae. The transcript is spliced from 5 exons. Gene Ontology annotation, molecular function: structural constituent of ribosome; mRNA 5'-UTR binding; small ribosomal subunit rRNA binding. The record is from RefSeq and is a predicted model, not a curated record. Bases 94 to 735 code for a protein of 213 amino acids. Gene Ontology annotation, cellular component: mitochondrial small ribosomal subunit; ribosome. Gene Ontology annotation, biological process: translation; maturation of SSU-rRNA from tricistronic rRNA transcript (SSU-rRNA, 5.8S rRNA, LSU-rRNA); ribosomal small subunit assembly.